AAAAAGAGAGAAUUAAAAGUGCGGAGGGAAUGGAUGGAUGGAUCAGAAUGGAUGAAGAAAGUUAUUUCGCAUUCUUCCAAUUGCAGAAUUAAAGUAUAUCCUGCUUAUUGUAUUUACUUGCAACCAACGAAAAUCGAUUCAUUACGAAACAUUCCUGCAAUAUUGUAGAAAUAUCACUGUUGCGAAACAAAACGUCAACAUAACCAAACAAAGGCAAACCAAUUUAACAUCAACUUUGAGCCAAGAAGCCUCGCUGUUUUUGAAAUGGAUACCUCAAAUAAUUUUACUCUACGCGGUGGUGAUGCAGCAUUCGCCAACAGGCAGCAGGCAUUAUUCGAUCAGCUCUUGAUUGCGGAAAGUAAGUGCAAUAAACAUGAUAAACUGGAGACGGACAAUAUGGAAAUGGUCGAACGAAGGAAAAGGCCAGCCCCAAGUGACGACCGGAGGCAGAAGAGGGAAACAAAGAGGUUUAGCGGUAAGGAGAGUAUCUUCAAGCGUCCAGAAGGUCCGGCGCCACGCACGAAUUUCAGAAAUAUUCCGGACUAUCAUAGAAAUCCACACAAAUGGGUCAAGUAUUCUCUGGAUGACGUAUCCAGCGAAGACAUGACGGAGCACAGUAACACACAGGCUGCUAUGUCAUUCCUGCGAGAAUUAAAGGCUCGUAGGAAGAAAGAGGAAAUUGACGAAUGUGGAGAGGAGAUGGACGUUGAGACUUGCGAAUCAAAUUCUACAGAGACGCGAUUUAAGAAAAGGUCAUCGUCGUCUCAGAUCACAUUUAAAAAGCCACGAACGAGAGAGACAAUGGAAGAUAUUGCAGAGCCCGACGACAAGCCUAUAUUCAGAAGUAGUAAGAUCAUUUUGCCAGAAUACGUGAUCGGACAGAAACCAAAGAAGACAUGUAAACAGAAUCGACCAGUGAUUAAAGUCGAUCGCUCGAAAGAACUUAAACUAGAUCAUUUACGAGAACCAGAUGAAGAGGAAGAUGAUUGAAACGAAUGUACAGUACAUAAAAUUGUAUAAAUGCAAAUAUAGAGAAACUGUAAUUGUGGAUAUUCGCUUGAAAAUAAAACAAUUCACAAGCAUUUAUAUAGGUCCUCGUACUAAUUACAUAGAAAAUUAGAUUCUGGUGAAAUUAAUUAAUUUUUACGUAUAUAUAAC
This is a messenger RNA of Trachymyrmex cornetzi, 1158 nucleotides long. RefSeq names its product protein TSSC4. Bases 265 to 990 code for a protein of 241 amino acids. Lineage: Eukaryota; Metazoa; Arthropoda; Insecta; Hymenoptera; Formicidae. The record is from RefSeq and is a predicted model, not a curated record. The transcript has 2 exons.